AUGGCAAAAAGCAGAUCUUUACUUCUGGUUCUCCUUCUUAUAUCCGUUUCUCUAUCGACGGCUAGGAUCUUACCCGGAGAAUUUCUUCCGGUCAUCGAUAACGUCAUCUUUUCCGGAGAGAUCUCUCCUGAUUCUAAGGCGGUGGUGGGUUGUGGAGGCGAGUCGCCGGAGACAAAGACGGAAAAUACUUUUAUUCCUGAAGUCACCGCCGGAAAGUUUGGCUCAUUGGUGUUGAAUGCUCUUCCUAGAGGGAGUCGUCCAGGAUCUGGGCCCAGCAAGAAAAGCAAUGACGUCAAGACUUAG
Molecule: messenger RNA, 303 nt
Organism: Microthlaspi erraticum
Lineage: Eukaryota; Viridiplantae; Streptophyta; Magnoliopsida; Brassicales; Brassicaceae
Source: the annotation of a GenBank genome assembly